GCCAUGGCGUAUCCGAACAGAUAUCGAGACGCUGAAUUCGAGCCGGUCGGGUGAGCGGUCAUGCGACCGGUUCUCCUGCCUGUGUGGUGCUGGCUCCUGCUGAGCUGGGCUGGGCGGGGCCGCGCUAAUCCCGACGCGAAACGGCUCUACGAUGAUUUGAUGAGCAGCUACAACCGCCUUAUACGACCCGUCAGUAACAACAGCGAUACCCUCACUGUAAAGAUGGGGCUAAAGCUUUCCCAACUUAUCGAUGUGAAUUUGAAAAAUCAAAUCAUGACGACAAAUGUCUGGGUUAAUCAGGAAUGGUCUGACCACAAACUCAAAUGGGAUCCGGACGAAUAUGGCGGUGUGCGUCAACUGUACGUUCCAGCUGAGCAAAUAUGGCUGCCGGAUAUUGUUCUUUAUAACAAGUGA
Molecule: messenger RNA, 414 nt
Organism: Uloborus diversus
Lineage: Eukaryota; Metazoa; Arthropoda; Arachnida; Araneae; Uloboridae
Product: acetylcholine receptor subunit alpha-like 1
Exons: 3
Coding region: 61-414 (117 amino acids)
Biological process (GO): chemical synaptic transmission; monoatomic ion transmembrane transport; signal transduction
Cellular component (GO): synapse; postsynaptic membrane; neuron projection
Molecular function (GO): acetylcholine-gated monoatomic cation-selective channel activity; transmembrane signaling receptor activity
Source: RefSeq, a predicted model, not a curated record